Molecule: messenger RNA, 1477 nt
Organism: Polyodon spathula (Mississippi paddlefish)
Lineage: Eukaryota; Metazoa; Chordata; Actinopteri; Acipenseriformes; Polyodontidae
Product: UPF0561 protein C2orf68 homolog
Exons: 4
Coding region: 244-765 (173 amino acids)
Source: RefSeq, a predicted model, not a curated record
CGAUCUGCAAAAUUGCUAUUGCACCGUGUAUUUUUUUUUUUUUUAUUAUUAAAUUAGUUAGUUAUGCACGAAUGUGCAAUCGUCGGAUUGUUAUAGUCACUCUGGGUAACAUGGUUGUUGCCCGGUAGCAUAGUAUUCUCAAACGGUUUGUUUCAUUCAGUUUUAGUGUGAUCGACAGGGAAUGGUUUGAAGAGGUAUACAGAUUAGGAAAUUAGUAAAGUAAUAUUAAUACAAAUACUCAAAAUGGAAGUCUUGCGGGAGGAGGAAGCCGCAAUGGGACCGGAGUUUGACCGCCAGACAAAAUUCAAGCCCAGAGGCCGCUUGGACAUGAAACACGGAUUUCUGCACCACAUCCGCAGGAACCAGAUUGCCAGAGAUGACUAUGACAAGGAGGUGAAGCAAGCCAAGGAGAAACAGAGAAAGAGACACACGACCACUGCCACGCCCACCCGGCCGCGGCGCCCAGACAUCCAGGUGUACCACCCCCGGCGCAGGAGUGGUCCAGAGACCUCUCCGGGCCUGGAAAACGAGGAAUGGAACGAGAGCAGCUCGAGCACUGAUCCCGACCAGCAAGGCACGGAGCUGUUCUGCUUGGAGUAUGAAGCUGAUGGCGGGGAGGUCACCUCAUUCAUUGUACACAAGGAGGAUGCCCCUGACAAGGUGGUGGAGAUGGUUGCUGCAAGAAACAGCCUGGACUCUGUGAUGAAGGCAGCUUUGCGGGCUCGAAUCCAGGAGGAGAUGGACAAGCGCAGUGCUAAGCGCUGAGCAGAGCUGGGGGGAGUGAUACUGUUCCCUGAACACUUCUCAACACGGUCCAAGGGCAUGGGAAGAGGGAGAAUAUUUUUCACAUUUUGUUUGGAAUUGAGCCAAACAACAUAAUUCUGGGGUUAAAGGUAACCCUGUUGUAAAAUACAGGCCUGUAAUUGACCUCCAUGAAAAGAAGGUGGCACAUUGUUCAAGACACAAGUUUUUGCAGAACUGCUGGCAGCCAAGAGCCUUCUUAUCUGAGCUGUCAGUCCAGUGCCAGUGCUCCCACAAAGACUUGCAAGUGGCCAAAGUGGCAGACGUAAGUGCAGGGCAGAUGAGGAAGGGAUGGGGGGGGGGUGCAAUAAUUUACACUCCCUGAGUAAGCCAGGGUAUGCCACUGGUCCAGAAGCAAGUACAGACAGAUGAGCCCCACUGUCCACCACAAAUGUUGAGGGACCUAAAAUAGAACUUCAUCCCUGGUUCAGGGGAUUAUUGACUUUGACUGGGCAAGUAGGCAGGUAGGAACUGCAGAAGGAACUGUUCGCAGGAAGGACCCAUCUCUCACCUCAGCUGUCGGAAUUACAGAGCCGCAUUUCUCAAGCAAUAGCACGCCCGCGACUGCACUGCACUCCAAAACUUGGAUGUUUGGUUACUGGUCAAACCCAGGGAUUACAGUUACGAGUGAUACACGCAGCUGUAUCACUCCAGUAUUUAUUAUUUGUAAUAAUAA